AUGGCGAGGGUUCAAGAAAUCUUGAGAACGCAGUGCAAAACCCGUCUUGUCGGGCCCAACUGCCCCGGCAUUAUUGCACCUGAUCAAUGCCGUAUCGGAAUCAUGCCAUACAAGCAAUAUUCCCGGGGUGUAGUGGGCAUUGUCUCGAAGAGUGGAACGCUUAGUUACGAAGCUGUUGGCGCGACAACUAAAGCAGGACUCGGGCAGAGUGUCGUUGUGGGGAUGGGGGGUGAUAUGAUGCCUGGCACUACCUUGCUCGAUGGCCUCAAACUGUUUUUUGAGAAUGACGAGACCAAAGGCAUCAUUGUAAUUGGAGAAAUUGGUGGGGAAGCUGAGCUCAGAGCUGCCGAGGCCAUCGAAUCUUACCGAAAGUCGACUUCAAACCCGAAGCCAAUCAUCGCAAUGGUUGCUGGAAGAACAGCGCCGCCUGGAAAGACGAUGGGUCAUGCCGGUGCCAUCCUUUCACCAAGAGAUGUAUCCGCAGACACCAAGGCAAAAGCGCUUAGGGAAGCGGGUGCAGUUGUUGUUCCCCACCCAGGAGUGAUGGGUACUGAGAUGAAGAGACUGCUAAGCCUACAGAGAAACUAG
Colletotrichum spaethianum is the source of this 588-nucleotide messenger RNA. RefSeq names its product succinate--CoA ligase [ADP-forming] subunit beta. Gene Ontology annotation, molecular function: succinate-CoA ligase (GDP-forming) activity; succinate-CoA ligase (ADP-forming) activity. The transcript has 2 exons. Bases 1 to 588 code for a protein of 195 amino acids. NCBI's taxonomy places the organism in Eukaryota, Fungi, Ascomycota, Sordariomycetes, Glomerellales, Glomerellaceae. The record is from RefSeq and is a predicted model, not a curated record. Gene Ontology annotation, biological process: tricarboxylic acid cycle. Gene Ontology annotation, cellular component: succinate-CoA ligase complex (ADP-forming); mitochondrion.